UUCGAUUUUAACCAACAAUAAAUCAUAAACAUUGAGAUAUUUAAGACAAAUAAACAAAAAUCAAUUAAUUUUUAGAAUAUUCAAUUGUAUUAACGUAUAUUAAUCGAUUUUUAUCAUUUUUAUCAUUCUCUAUUAGUUUAUAACGGUGUCAUUUGAACUAUUAUACGUAUACCAUGUGAAUGGGUCAACAAAACUGGUUUAUUUUACCUACUAUACGGUCAUUUGUUUUCUAUCAAGUUGUACAAUGGUUUUUUAAACUACUGAACGUUCAACUGCUCUCUGUCGAGUUGUCUACGGGUUAUUUCACUACUGUAUGUUCUACUGCUUUUUUUUAGUGUUUUCAAGCAGGUUUUAAAAAUUAUUAUGUCUCCUACGUAAACAAAUGUUUUAUUUUAUUUAGUCUAGAAUUCUAGAACUAGUAAUAACUGAUUCGUAAUCAAUUAUGAACUGAAUCGAUGUGGGAUUAAAAGUUUAGUAUCUCGUUUUGUUUCGUGUAAACUCGACAACAAUGGAGUAUUAAUUCGUGAAUUAAAAGAUAAAAUCAAAAUUUUGUGUUUAUGAAGUUACUGUGUUGUUAGUAGAUUGUCAUAAAAUUAAAAUUAAUAUGGUUGAUGAAGACGUCAAGGCGAAUUACCGCAAAUUACCAAAAGUUGAUUUUUCCGUUGCCAAUGCUAAUAAAGAUGGUAUUUUAUACACUUUAUUCACCAAUUCGGAACCUACCACGGGGAAAAAAUUAAGAGAAGAUAAUUCUAACGUUGAAAUAAUUGAAAAAAACAUAUCUACCGUUUUGAUAUUUCACGGUUGGACAACCGAUGAUAAUUCGCCGUGGUUUAGACCACUCAGAGACGAAUUUUUCAAAAUUGGAAAGCACAAUAUAAUUUUCGUCAACUGGAGUAGAGCUGGGAACCAAAGUUACUCCAUAUCGUGUGCUAAUGUUAAACCAGUCGGAAUGUAUUUAGCUCAAUUUCUAAUUGCAUCUAAAGUCGAUUUAGAUAAGGUCCAUCUGAUAGGUCAUUCUUUGGGAUCCCAAUUAACCUCGUACAUAGGAAAAUCCGUGAUAUCUCUGGCUGGUAAAAAAAUUGGAAGGAUCACUGCUUUGGAUCCGGCUGGACCGAUGUGGAGCAGCAUGCUCGAGACGGAUCGACUCAAUAAAAACGACGCCGAUUUCGUCGACGUCAUACAUACUGAUAUACAGAUGUACGGGUUUACUGCGCCAUGUGGAGACGCCGAUUUUUACCCAAACGGGGGUUCGCAUCAACCUGGUUGUCCAUCUAGACAAUCGGAUGACAAUUGUAGUCAUGCUAGAUCGACAUUGUACUUUAUAGAGUCAUUAACAACGAAAGUAUUUGCAAAAGAAGCAUCUUUUGAAGAAGACGAAACUUUUGCAGUCACCAUUAGAGUGAAAGAUGAUGGAAAAGAAGUUGUAUUUGGUCAACAUGUCAAUACUACAAUGAAAGGUGUAUAUUAUUUGAAAACAAAAUCUCAAAAGCCUUUUUUGAAUAUUGAAAAAUAAAAGUUUGAAAAUUUU
Molecule: messenger RNA, 1528 nt
Organism: Diorhabda sublineata
Lineage: Eukaryota; Metazoa; Arthropoda; Insecta; Coleoptera; Chrysomelidae
Product: lipase member H-A-like
Exons: 4
Coding region: 605-1513 (302 amino acids)
Molecular function (GO): lipase activity
Source: RefSeq, a predicted model, not a curated record